AUGCAGGAGAAACUUGAGCUUUCUGAUGGAAAAUUGGAUUGGAAGGGAAGACAAGCUACAAAGUAUAAGCAUGGAGGAAUGAAGACUUCUUUCCUCAUACUUGGCACGUUUUGUUUCGAACAGAUGGCAACUGUUGCACUUGCAGUGAACUUGGUAACAUACUUCAAUGGAGUAAUGCACUUUGAAAUAGCAGAUGCAGCCAAUCAGCUGACCAACUUAAUGGGAGCUAGCUACAUCCUCUCUAUUCUGGUGGCUUUUUUUGCGGACACUUAUAUUGGCAGAUGGAAGGCUGUUAUGAUUUCAGGAUGCAUUGAGUUCAUGGGACUAGUUCUGCUAGCAAUUCAAGCUCAUUUUCCCAAGCUCAAACCACCCCUAUGUAAUGUCUUCGAGCAAAAUUCUCACUGCGAGAAAAUUGGAGGUAGCAAUGCUUUGCUUCUCUUUGUAGCUCUCUACUUGCUUGCUCUUGGAACUUCAGGGUUCAAAGCUGCUUUGCCAUCGCAUGGCGCUGAUCAAUUCGAUGAAAAAGACCCGAAAGAGGCCAGGCAAAUGUCCAGCUUCUUCAACUUUCUCUUGCUUUCAGUGUGCAUUGGUGCUGCAAUUAGCAUAACACUUCUCGUGUGGGUUCAAGACAAGAGAGGAUGGGAUUGGGGCUUUGGAAUCAGUGCUCUUGUUUUAUUCUUGGCAUUGGUCUUAUUUUUCGCUGGAUUGCCAAUGUAUCGUAUACAAGUCGUCCAAGGAUCUAGUGCCAUCACUGAAAUUAUACAGGUGUAUGUUGCAGCCAUCCUUAAUCGAAAACUUCAACUUCCUGAGGACUCUUCAGAACUCCAUGAGAUUGACAACGACAAGGAAGCUGCUUUAGAAGCAGAAUUUCAACCUCACACAGAUACUUUCAGGUUCCUUGACAAAGCAGCCAUAAUCCAAACAACAUCUACAGGGAAGGAUGGGAGAGCAGAAGCUCCAAGUCCCUGGAAACUCUGCAGGGUCACCCAAGUAGAAAAUUCAAAAACCAUUCUUGGAAUGCUACCAGUCUUCUGUUGCACCAUUAUUAUGACUCUUUGCCUAGCUCAGCUCCAAACCUUCUCCAUCCAACAAGGUCUAUCCAUGGACACUGGCAUCACCAAGUCUUUUGACAUUCCACCAGCUUCAUUACCAAUCAUUCCAUUUAUUUUCAUGAUCGUCUUAAUCCCAUUGUACGAUCGCAUAUUCGUACCAUUUGCACGUAAGAUCACAGGACAUCCCACAGGCAUAACUCACCUUCAACGUAUAGGGGUUGGCCUAAUCCUCUCUUCUUUAUCCAUGGCAGCCGCAGCAAUUAUGGAAGGGAAACGAAAAAAAGUGGCCAGAGACCACAACAUGUUAGAUGCAAUCCCUGUGAUGCAGCCAUUGCCCAUUAGUACCUUCUGGUUGUCAAUUCAAUAUCUCAUUUUUGGCAUUGCAGACAUGUUCACCUACGUUGGGCUUCUUGAAUUUUUCUACUCACAGGCACCAAAAGGGAUUAAGUCUAUCUCUACUUGCUUUCUUUGGAGUUCCAUGGCACUUGGAUAUUUUUUCAGCACCAUGUUGGUUAAGAUAGUGAACAUUGCAACCGAGGGAAGUACUAAUAGUGGAGGCUGGUUGGCAGGCAAUAAUAUUAACCGGAAUCAUUUGAAUCUCUUUUACUGGUUGUUAUCUGCUUUGAGCUUGAUCAAUUUCUGUAGUUAUUUAAUUGUUGCUAAGAGGUACAAGUACAGGCCUCAGAACUCUGCGCAUGUGGGUUCAGGUGAGAACAGUGAGGGCUAAGAAUUACCUCAAUUGUA
Messenger RNA from Hevea brasiliensis (rubber tree), 1796 nucleotides. Its product is annotated as protein NRT1/ PTR FAMILY 4.5-like. Gene Ontology annotation, biological process: transmembrane transport. The transcript has 5 exons. The record is from RefSeq and is a predicted model, not a curated record. Bases 1 to 1779 code for a protein of 592 amino acids. NCBI's taxonomy places the organism in Eukaryota, Viridiplantae, Streptophyta, Magnoliopsida, Malpighiales, Euphorbiaceae. Gene Ontology annotation, molecular function: transmembrane transporter activity. Gene Ontology annotation, cellular component: membrane.